Molecule: messenger RNA, 2508 nt
Organism: Acanthamoeba castellanii str. Neff
Lineage: Eukaryota; Discosea; Longamoebia; Acanthamoebidae
Product: START domain containing protein
Exons: 12
Coding region: 1-2508 (835 amino acids)
Molecular function (GO): lipid binding
Source: RefSeq, a predicted model, not a curated record
AUGGUAUUUGUCGAGCCCUCCAAGUCAAUCAACGUGCACGGCCUCUGGCUGGAUGAAAAGAGAAAUCGAGCGGCAGAAACAGCUCUGGGCUCCUCGCUCCAGCUCGUGAGGAACAUACUUGGACCUGCUAGUGGGUAUCGCCUCCUCCCCCAGGUCUCGUUCUUCUGCGGUGGCUACUGCUCACUUCCCUAUCUUAGAGCCGAUGGGUACCGCAUCAUUGCGUCCACGUCGCCUUACCACCAAGUGGCCUCAGCCUUCGACCAUCAGGAGAUCCUACAAGACUGGGGAUGGAUCGAAGAGCACCUCAUGCCCCUCGCGGAGAGGGUGGAGGGGCGCGACUUCCGUAUACUCGCCAUCAAGUACUUCUCUGACUUGGCGCGCGGGAAGCCCUUUCACUUGCCCCGCAUCGGGUCGGUGCAUGUUGACCUCAAUCGGCUGGACAAGCAAGAAGUGCUCGAGGAGCAGCGGAAGGACCUGCCCGAUGAAGAGGAAAUCGCUGUGUUGGGUCCAGAUAACCCGGAUGAAGACGCCGUCGACGAAGUGGAUCUCGACACCGACGACGCCAUGUCCCCCAGGAGCGCCUACGGCGGUGAGUGGACCGAUAAGAUCAUAGGGACCGAUGCCGACCCUAGUGUCUCCUCCUCAGAGACUACUGAUUUCAGCGCCGGUGACAAGGAAACUCGGCCAGACCUCCAAGCGGCUUCCGGCGCUGAGAACGGCGAGUCGGUGGCCGAGUGGCCUGGACUGCAGUCGAUGCCUGAACAGUUCACGCACCCCGAGGAAGCGUUCAGUUGGCUGCGCGCUAUGGCCCGCGGUACCGAGUACGACGGGUGGCGCUACGUCGAGGAGGAAGCGGGCGUCACCUUCUACAAAAAGGAGGUGGAAGGACCCGGGGGCAAGCGCGAGAUCUACAAGGGCGUUGUCGUCAUUGAUGCCCCGGCCAAGAACAUAUUCGAGAUGAUCAACAAGGCCGAGAAGUGGCCCAAGUGGGAUCGGACGCUGAGCAAGGUUCAGCUUCUGGACAGGGUCGACGACAAGAACGAGAUCGUGCACAUGCACAUCAAGAAGUUCUUCCCCUCCUUCUCCUCCCUCGCACAAGCCGUCAACAUGUCCAAGCGAGCCGAGAACGAGCGCGACAUGGUCGUAUUCAAGUCGUGGGGCAGACACGAGCGCGAUUCCUAUGUUCUCUAUCUCAGGAGUGUCGAUUACGACAAGCUGGCGCCCGAGCCCGGCGUAAUGCGCAUGGAGACCGAUGGCUGUGGCUUCCUGGUCGAGCCCAUGAAUUCUAUCUUCCCGUCCUCCGCCUUCCGCUCCCCCUUGAGCCAAUCUUCGGGCGUCGCGGCCGCCUCCAUCGUUACCUUCGUGUCCGAUAUCGACUGGAAAGGAUGGCUCACGCCCAUCAUGGGCGAAUACGUCCACUUCACCAAGGUCAUGCUCCUCAAGGAGAUCAGGAACAGUUUCACGCCCGAUCUGGCGUUUGUAGGGCGACGGAGUACCGCGGCUCUGCCAAGCGCAGAGGACGAGCAGGAGUCUCAGCAGUAUUCGUUCCAGUCGGCGAUGAAGGGCUUCACGACCUUCGUCGAGGAGAAGAAGAAGCAGAUGAUCGAAGAGCGCGAGCGGAGGAAGAGGGAGCGGAGCAAGGAGAGCGCAGACGAGACGCCAGCUGAAAGCGAGGAGGAGCGCGAGAUUGGGAUGCUCGACAAGCUCAAGGCCAUGCUCGACACCGCCAAAGCCUCGGACAAGCCCACCGAAGGAACAGCAACAGCAACAGCAACAGCGGAUGCCGAAGGGGACACCGCCAUAAAGAGCGACAAGGGGCUGUGGGGCCAGUGGAAGCAGGCGCUGACCCUCAAGACCGCGACGGGAGCUGCUACCACCGACAGCCCGUCAUCUGCCGGUGACGAGACUGCCGGCGCCGCCGCCGCCACGCCCACGCCUGACUCAUCGGCGCCAACACAGUCCAUGACGUCGGGGUGGCUCAGCCGGGUCAAGGGAGCGCUUGCCAAGGACGAAAGCGCAACGGGGGCGAGCGCCCCGGCGGUGUCCACUUCAGCGGCGGGCGAGGCGAAGAAGGCGAGCUGGUUCGGUCGAGCGACAGGAUCGCCGGCCGAGAGCGCUACUGCCGAGGCCAAGAGCCCCGCAGGCCCCGACACCAAUGGCGGAGGAUCGAGCUGGCUCAACCGGAUGAAGGAGUCGGUGGCGGUGGUGACGGCCAAGAAGAGCGACGAGUCGGGCAUGGAGAAGGGCUGGCUGGAGAGGAUGAAGGAGGCCGUCAAGACCAAGGAAGCAACCAACGCCUCGACGACUGGUGCGCCAGGCGACGACGGGAGCCCGAAGAGCGAACAGAAGACGCUCACCGUCAUCAAGUUCAGCAUCAUGGAGGACGAGCAGGAGAACAACGGCAAGGGCAAGGAGGUCGAGAAGCACCACCACGACGAAGAAGACGACCCAGCCGAGGAGACCAGGAAGCAACAGCACGACGACAGCAGCACCUUCGGCCUCAUCUAA